This is a messenger RNA of Strongyloides ratti, 1155 nucleotides long. Its product is annotated as Astacin-like metalloendopeptidase. Lineage: Eukaryota; Metazoa; Nematoda; Chromadorea; Rhabditida; Strongyloididae. Bases 1 to 1155 code for a protein of 384 amino acids. Gene Ontology annotation, biological process: proteolysis. The record is from RefSeq and is a predicted model, not a curated record. The transcript is spliced from 2 exons. Gene Ontology annotation, molecular function: metalloendopeptidase activity; zinc ion binding.
AUGAUAUUUUUUAAAUAUUUUUUACUAUAUAUAAUAUUUAAUAAUUUUAUAAAAUAUAUUGUAAAUAAAAAUAUAAAUAAUAUUAAUUUUUCAUCAAUUAGAACAAAAAGAAAAGUAAUAGGAGAAGUUAUUUAUAAAUGGACUUUACCAAUACCAUAUUAUGUUGAUAAAAAUCUUGAUCAUAAUUUAAUAAAAAUAGCUUUAAAUGAAAUAGAAUAUAAUACAUGUAUAAGAUUUAGACAAAUGAAUGAAAUGAUUGAUGGAAUAUCAGGGAUACAAUAUUAUUUUGGAAAUACUUGUUCAAGUAAAGUAGGAAGAGUUCUUGGUAAAAUAUGGCAACGAAUAAGUAUUGGUGAUGAUUGUAAUGAAAAAGGUAGAAUACAACAUGAAACACUUCAUGCAUUAGGAAUUGAUCAUGAACAUUCUAGAUAUGAUAGACAUAAUUUUAUAUAUUUAAUUGAAAAAAAUGUGGCUGAUGAAUAUAAACAUAAUUUUUUAGUUGUUUCAGAAAUUAAUUCUAAUACAUUUAAUAUACCAUAUGAUUAUGGAUCAAUUAUGCAUUAUGAUAUGUAUUCAUUUAGUAAAAAUGGCAAUCCAACAAUGAUACCAAAAGAUGAAUUAUAUAAAACAACUAUUGGUCAUGUACAUAGUUUUUCUUUUAAUGAUAUUAAAACAGUAAAUUUAUAUUAUUGUGCAAAAAAAUGUAGUGUUAAAAUAUAUUGUUUUAAUGGUGGUUAUCAAAAUCCAAAUAAAUGUAAUACUUGUAUAUGUAUUGAAGGUUUUGUUGGAUAUAAUUGUAGAUAUUUUCAAAAAUCAAAAAAUUUCUGUGGUAUAACAACAUUUAUUGCUCAUAAAAUUUCAAAAGAAAUAAAAAAUGGAGGUAAUAAAUAUUGUAUUUAUCAUAUAAAAACAUUAAAAAGAUAUAAAAUUGGAAUAAAACUUAAUUUUGUCAAUAUACAAACGGUUGAAAAAAAGAUAUGUGAACCUGAUAACUCAUUAGAAAUAAAAUAUUGGGAAGAUAAGACAGUAACUGGAGCACGUUUUUGUGGAAUUAUUAUUGGUACUACUUUUAUUUCAAAAAAUGAUUAUGUUAUAAUAUACUUUAGAAGCAAUAAUAUGGGAAGUAAUUUUAAAAUAACAUUUAAAAGAAUUUAA